This is a messenger RNA of Nylanderia fulva, 532 nucleotides long. RefSeq lists its product as uncharacterized. NCBI's taxonomy places the organism in Eukaryota, Metazoa, Arthropoda, Insecta, Hymenoptera, Formicidae. Gene Ontology annotation, biological process: sensory perception of taste. The record is from RefSeq and is a predicted model, not a curated record. Gene Ontology annotation, cellular component: membrane.
UAAUCGCAGACAAAUAAAAACUUCAAGCAACAAAUAUAUGACAUGGAUAAUGAUACAUCUUCAUUUGGAAUUACGUAAAAUAUCUUGCGAAAUAAAUUCAAUAUUUGGAGUGCAGAUGACAUUCAAAAUGGGAUUGUAUUUCGGACUUAUAGGAUCAACUUUGAAACAUAUAUUUAGUACGAGUCUCGAAAAUGAUGUUAACGAAAAAAAGGAGUUUCUUACCAUAUUAUUAUUCUGGAAUGUUGUGCACACUUCUCAAGUCCUUUUUAUUAAUUGUAUAUGUGAAAGUGUCAGCGUUAAGGCAAAUGCAGUAGGAAAUUUUAUAAAUACAAUAUUGUAUUCCACCUGUGAUGUUGAAGUUCGUGAAAAUAUUUCACAGUUUCUGUUGCAAAUAAUUCAAUUGCCACUCAAAUUCUAUGGGAUUGGACUUUUCCAAUUUGGCUUUAAAUUUCUUUACGGAUUCUCUAGUUCUGUCGCGACUAUCGUGGUUAUAUUAGUACAAGUACAUGCAAAUAGCUAUUGCUUCGUUUAA